This is a messenger RNA of Camellia sinensis, 2900 nucleotides long. RefSeq names its product EIN3-binding F-box protein 1. Gene Ontology annotation, cellular component: SCF ubiquitin ligase complex. Gene Ontology annotation, biological process: SCF-dependent proteasomal ubiquitin-dependent protein catabolic process. Gene Ontology annotation, molecular function: protein binding. The record is from RefSeq and is a predicted model, not a curated record. NCBI's taxonomy places the organism in Eukaryota, Viridiplantae, Streptophyta, Magnoliopsida, Ericales, Theaceae.
ACACUGUUGUGUAAAAGCAAACACAGACCAACAACAUUCCUCAACCUCCUCUUUCUCUCUCCUUUUUUUCCCUACUGGUUAGGGUUUCUGAUCAUCUUGGACCUUCUAUCUUUGUAAUGCAAUCGGUGCCUGGAGAUCUACACAUAUAUCUGCUCUGCUUUCUGUUGUUUUUGGUGAUCGAUCUGAUCAUUUUUGGUCUCGAUUGGGGGGUUUAUACUCAGAACCAGCCAUGCCUGCUCUCGUUAAUUACAGUGGGGAUGAUGAAUUUUAUUCUGGGGGGUCCGUCUAUUCCAUGGAUUCGAGCCUCUUGUGUUCUAUUGGUUAUUGCCCUCCUAGCAAGCGGGCUCGAAUCACUUCCCCAUUUGCUUUCUCUGGUAACAUGUUUGAGGAGAGAACACCAUCCAUUGAAGUUCUUCCCGAUGAAUGCCUCUUUGAGAUUUUCAGACGCCUCCCUGGAGGCCAAUCAAGAAGUGCCUCUGCUUGUGUAUCCAAGCGUUGGCUCAUGCUCUUAAGUAGUGUACGCAAUUCUGAGAUUUGCAAGAGCAAGAAUGCUAAAGUAAAUGAGUCAUCCGAUGAUGUAGAUAUGAUAUCUAGUAAUGAAGAUCUGGAACUCAAGAGCGACGAUGGAUGUCUUACAAGGUGCUUGGAAGGGAAGAAAGCAACAGAUAUUAGACUUGCUGCUAUUGCAGUUGGAACUUCAAGUCGUGGGGGACUUGGUAAGCUUUCAAUCAGGGGAAGCAACGCUACUCGUGGAGUCACCUGCCAUGGUCUCUCCGCUAUUGCUCAUGGUUGCCCUUCGUUGAGGGUGCUUUCUCUGUGGAAUGUCCCAUGUAUUGGGGAUGAAGGUUUGUUUGAGAUAGCCAGGGAAUGCCAUUUGUUGGAGAAGCUUGAUCUCUGUCAGUGUCCUUCGAUUUCCAACAAGGGUUUGAUUGCAAUUGCAGAGAACUCACCAAAUUUGUCUACUUUAACGAUUGAAUCUUGUCCAAAAAUCGGCAAUGAGAGCUUGCAAGCUAUUGCACGGUGCUGCCCAAAGCUUCAGUCCAUCACAAUCAGAGACUGCCCUUUGGUUGGGGAUCAGGGAGUUGCAAGCCUCUUGUCAUCAGCCUCUUCUGUCUUGACAAAGGUAAAGCUUCAGGCCUUGAGCCUUACCGAUUUCUCUCUUGCUGUAAUUGGGCAUUAUGGAAAGGCCCUUACAAGUCUUAUCCUUAGUGGGCUUCAAAAUGUGAGCGAGAGGGGAUUUUGGGUCAUGGGAAAUGCUCAGGGUUUGGAAAGAUUGGCAUCGCUGACAAUUACUUCUUGUCGCGGGACAACGGAUGUGAGUCUUGAGGCCAUAGGAAAGGGCUGCCAUAACUUGAAACAGAUGUGCCUCCGUAAGUGUUGCUUUGUAUCAGAUAGCGGGUUGGUAGCUUUUGCCAAAGCUGCUGGAUCUCUUGAGAGCCUGCAAUUGGAGGAGUGCAACAGGAUCACCCAAUCCGGGAUUUUGGGUGCCCUCUCAAAUGGUGGAUCAAAGUUGAAAUCUCUUGCCCUAGUAAAAUGCAUGGGAAUCAAGGAUCUAUCAGUCGAAACACCCUCACUCUCUCCAUGUGAAUCUCUUCGCUGCUUGUGCAUUCGAAACUGCCCGGGUUUCGGUAGUGCUAGCUUGGCCACAGUGGGGAAGUUGUGCCCUCAGCUUCAUCACGUAGAUCUAAGCGGGCUUUGUGGAAUAACUGAUGCCGGGCUUCUUCCACUCGUGGAGAGCUGCGAAGCAGGACUCAUUAAGAUGAAUCUUAGUGGUUGCUCAAAUUUGACAGACGAAGUGGUUUCCGCCAUUGCUAGGCUACAUGGUGGAACCCUUGAAGUGCUGAAUCUUGAUGGUUGCAAUAAGGUUACCGAUGCAACCCUUGUGGCAAUUUCUGACCACUGUCUCAUAUUAAAUGAUCUCGACCUGUCCAAGUGUUCAAUCACCGAUUCUGGCAUUGCUACGUUGUCUCGUGGAGAGCAGCUGAAUUUGCAGAUCCUUUCCCUGUCCGGUUGCUCCAAGGUAUCAAAUAAAAGUACGUCUUCCCUGAGAAAAUUGGGCAAAACCCUUGUGGGAUUGAACCUCCAACAUUGCAAUUCAAUCAAUAACAGCAUGGUUGAGCUACUUAUGGAGAGCUUGUGGAGAUGUGAUAUCCUAUCCUAGAUCAGGGAAAGAAGAUAUCAGUGUGAAGUUAGCAGAUAAUAGAUGCCUAGAGCGUACUAGUUAGUUUUCCGUUUUUAGCACAUCAGAAGCGGGCGUCCUGGUAACCUGGUGGCUUGGUUGUUUUCCAGGGGACUUUGGCAGAUCUCUUUUUCCUGUCUCUUUUUUGCAGGUUCGUAAGAAAACCUGUUUUAACUAAUUAGUCUUCCCAUCAAUGGGGGGCUGCCUCUUUCACAGCCAUGGUUCCCUGAGAAUACAGUUACCAAGUCCUGGGAAUUUAGGUGUUUCUGGAUACUCCAUUCCCCGACAUACAAGUUCCUGGUUCUGUUUUGCUGGGUUUUCAAUACCCGGUAUUUGUUUUAGCUUGGUCGUGCCCUCCUUCCUGAUGUGCCUUGAUAGUCUCUCCAUGUCGGUUUCUAGUGUCUUUCAGAGUCGUUUGUGUGUUCAACACUCUUGUUUUGGGUUUGUUUAUCUAAGGUAUGUGUUCUUAGGGUGUGGUUGCUAUGGGCAGUUCAAAGUGUGGGGUACCUCGGAUUCUUGGGCUUCGGGCAUGGCAGUUAGUUCAUUUUAGCUUGCCAUGACAACCUUGUUUGGUUGUUUUUUCACGUGCCGGGUCCAAGUUUUUGGUAGGAUUUUCAAGUCCUAUUUUUUUUUUUUGCAGGUCUCCUUGCCUGUGAAUUGAACCUUGCAACUACUCUUUUACUUUGUAAUGGAAUGAUAUUUUCCCUGUUGUGUUCUUUUA